CUUUGGUGUCUUGCACAAGUCUUUGGUACUCCGGUCGUGCGAGUGAUCGGGCCAGUUCUCUCCGGUAUAGCGAACGGAUUGUAUCGUAUCCUCUUUCUCUUUCUUUCUUUCUUUCUUUCCCUCUCUAUUUCUCUCUCUUUCAUUCUCUUUCUUUCCCUUUCCCUGUUUCUCGUACUUUUCACUCUUACUCUUUACUCUUUCUCGUUUGGUUACUUUCGUUGCUAACUUUCCUCGUUGUAUAACAAAAAUAUCAAACAUAAAAAUACUUGACCAGAAAUAAAUUCUUAUUAGAUCAUACGAUUGGAACGCGGGGAGACAGAUAAUAAUAAUAAUAAUAGGAAGAAGAAGAAGAAGAAUAAGAAGAAGAAGAAUAAAAGGGUCAAGUUCAGAGAAAUAAAGAAAUAAAGAAAUAGAAAGACGAUAUAUCUCGUUGUUUCUAUAUUAUUCUUGAAUCAACCAAAAGAACCCUUCACUGCGAGAAAAUUCUUCAGUUCGGCAUUGAAUUCGUGAGCUUGUGCAGUGAGAAUCCUUUGUUGUAUUUCUUGGCUCCUCCUGAAUCUGUUAUCAUCAUUAUCAUCAUCAUCAUCAUCAUUAUCAUCAUAAUCAUCAUCAUUAUUAUCGUUAUCGUAUCGUUGGUGUUAUUACCGUUACUAUUACACGUUCCUAUUCUAAUAAGUGUUCGUGAUUUUUCAUCGAGAUACAUUAUCCUUUGUUCUACAUUUUGUAAUAUAGAUGUUAUAAAAUUUAUUAUGGAAUUCUCGUACGAUGGAACAUUUCAAAUCGUGCUCCGAUAAAGGAUCGACGAAUCAAAGAAACGAAAAGGGAUUAUCAUCACGUCCGUCUUCCUAACGUUUCUUUCUGACUACCUGGUGUACUUCUCGAAAGUUCAAAACAAUUUAACGAUCUAUCGCAGAUCAUGAAUCUGUCAAAUGCAACAUCAACAGUACCAACAGCUUCUUUGGAGUUGAAAACAAGGCGAGCACAGUUUCAAACGCAAACAUCGACCUUGGAUGCGAGAAGAAGACAAGCGGUAUGCGUUAGAAGAGCGUGUAAGAGAUAUGGACCGAAAAAGAAUUUUAAUAUUGUCCUAGAUGGAUUAAACAUGACGGUGCCUAAAGGCACGAUUUAUGGUCUACUCGGUGCCAGUGGUUGUGGGAAAACAACUUUAUUAUCCUGUAUCGUGGGUCGAAGACGUCUGAAUUCCGGAGAAAUUUGGGUUCUAGGUGGUAAACCGGGAUCAAAAGAAUCAGGUGUACCAGGUCCACGAUUAGGAUACAUGCCACAAGAGAUAGCACUUUAUAGUGAAUUUUCUAUAAAAGAAACGUUUAUAUAUUUUGGCUGGGUCGCAGGUAUGACGACCGAACAGAUUAAAAUUAAAUUGGAGUUUCUUUUGAAGUUCUUGCAAUUGCCAUCGGAGAAUCGUUUUAUUAAAAAUCUGUCGGGUGGACAACAGAGAAGGGUAUCAUUCGCUGCAACGUUAUUGGGCGAUCCAGAACUUUUAAUUUUGGACGAACCAACCGUAGGAGUUGAUCCAGUAUUACGUCAAAAUAUUUGGGAUCAUUUGGUCCAGUUAACAGAGGAUGGUAAAAAAACGAUAAUCAUAACGACACAUUAUAUCGAGGAGACAAGACAAGCGAGUAUAAUUGGUCUUAUGAGGGGAGGUAAAUUUCUUGCUGAAGAAUCACCGAGCAAGUUGAUGGAAAUGCAUAGAUUGGAUACUUUGGAGGAUGUAUUUUUAAAACUUAGUAGACGUCAGAACAUGGGUCUCAGAAGAAGAAGUAGUAUUCUUAGUAGCGUUACCGGUGUACCACCGGAACCGGACGCCGAUGACGAGAUGAGUGGCGAAUUUGGUGACAACGUUAGUAUUUCUAGUCGAAGAAGAAGCAUAGUCGUUACGGAUGAAGGAAAUUUGCCGGAAUUGCCGUCGGAGAAAAAAAAUAUUUCUAAUUUCAACGUCUUAAAUUUACAACAUAUGAAAGCGUUAAUAUGGAAAAACUUUUUAUGGAUGUGGAGAAAUUUUGGCAUAAUGGCGUUCAUCAUCGGUUUACCAGUAAUACAGAUCGUCUUAUUUUGCCUUUCUAUCGGAAAGAAUCCCGUUGGUUUAACAUUUGCUAUUGUUAACAAUGAACUUGACAACAGUACCGAUGAAUGUAUACCAUCAAUUGGUUGUAAUACAACAUUAUUGAGUUGUCGAUUUUUAAAUCACCUAAAGAAUACAUCUAUGAUAUUUGUACCUUAUGACAAUCAACAAGAAGCUGAGUACGCGGUUAAAAAAGGAUGGGCAUGGGGUGUAAUAUCAUUUUCAGCUAAUUAUUCCGAAGCUUUAAUUUCGAGGCUAGAAAAUGGCAAGAAUACGGAACAAUGGGAUCUCAUAUAUUCUGACAUGGACAUCGUUAUGGAUAUGUCGAAUCAACAAAUUGGUCAGCUCUUGCAAAGAAACAUCUUAUAUUCUUAUUUAGAUUUUGCUCGUGAAGUUACCGUUGCAUGUAACUAUAACGAAAAAGUAACCAAUAUACCUUUAAAUUUUCAAACACCGAUCUAUGGACCUUUGAAUCCAAAUUUUACUGAUUUCGCAGCACCAGGAAUCAUUUUAACUAUCAUCUUUUUCUUAUCGGUUGCUUUAACAUCGGGAGCUUUGUUACUAGAAAGGAACGAAGGUUUAUUGGAAAGAAGUUUAGUGUGCGGUGUUACCGGUACUGAAAUAUUAUUCGGUCUGGUGUUAACCCAAUUCGUGGUAAUGAUUGGACAAACUUUAAUGCCAUUGUUUGUGCCGAUGAAAGAAGUGCUACUUACGUUGCUAUGGGAUCCUUUUUACCGAUAGUUAUGUUAUGUGGAAUAAUUUGGCCAACCGAAGGAAUGCAUCCUAUUCUUCAAAAAAUUAGUUACGUUUUACCAUUAACGAAAAGUACCGAAUCAAUGAGGUUUAUGUUAGCCAGAGGCUGGGAUUUAUCAAGGUCUUCGGUCUACGGUGGUUUCAUUGCCACUCUUAUUUGGAUCACUUUCUUUCUUAGUAUAGCAAUAUUUUUAAUUAAAUUUAAAAAAGGAUAGGAAUAUAUAUAUAUUAUAAUGAAUUGUAUUAAUUAUAUUAAUCGGUAAUAUUGAAGAAAAAGAUAGAGAGCAAAAAAAUAAUGAAUAUAUGUAGAUGGAUUGACAAGUAUAGAAACUAAACAAG
Molecule: messenger RNA, 3172 nt
Organism: Polistes canadensis
Lineage: Eukaryota; Metazoa; Arthropoda; Insecta; Hymenoptera; Vespidae
Product: ABC transporter G family member 20-like
Exons: 12
Coding region: 917-2821 (634 amino acids)
Cellular component (GO): membrane
Molecular function (GO): ATP hydrolysis activity; ATP binding; ABC-type transporter activity
Source: RefSeq, a predicted model, not a curated record